Molecule: messenger RNA, 3588 nt
Organism: Onychomys torridus (southern grasshopper mouse)
Lineage: Eukaryota; Metazoa; Chordata; Mammalia; Rodentia; Cricetidae
Gene: Zswim3
Product: zinc finger SWIM-type containing 3
Exons: 2
Coding region: 1055-3139 (694 amino acids)
Molecular function (GO): zinc ion binding
Source: RefSeq, a predicted model, not a curated record
AAAACAAAACAAAAAAAACUGUUAUAAGCCCAUGCUGCAAUCACCAACUUCCAGUGACGCCGGGAAGAAAACAUACUCCAGGAUAAGUAAUGACUUAGCAGACCCCAGUUAAUGGUGCAGGGAUGGGAUGGAGGAAAAAAGGCAGUGAGUUUAUUAGAGUUGUGUAUUGGUUCUAAAAACCGAUCCGCUGAGUACCCUAAGGCACAUCACUGCCCUCGAUGGAUUGAUUCUACCAAGCUAAGCUGCCUUGUAGUAGGGUAACCCAGUGACCCUGCCUCCUGGUGAACAGCAAGGGCGGGUGUCAGGGACAUGCCUUCUCCUAACUGCCGCAGAGCUUGAAGCUUGAAGAGAACUCUUAACCCCAGAAGUGGGGGUCGCCGGGAAGUGGCGGUGAUCGCAACUCUCUAUACUGAAACAGGGGUGCGGGCCUGGUUCAGGGUGCAGCCGGCUACCUGAAGAGAUCCUCAUCCAGCGGCUCGAGGUUGAGCACGCUGGUGACCAGCACACUACGGAGGUCUCCGGAAAGGUCGUCGCGGUCGGCGUCGCCCUCCGCAUCCCCUGGGGCUUCUGGCGUUGACAUCCUGACCUCUCACUGUGGGCGCGGAAGACACUACGCUUCUCCAGGGACGCGGAAACUUAUAUAGGCGCACAGCGCUUCCGGCAGGUCGCCCCAGCGGCCGGAAAUCCCGAAGGCUUCUCAGAGUAAGGUGCAGAUUGUGAUUGGCCGAUGUGCCUGUCAAUGAAGAGUGGGCGUGGCUAUCCCUGCCUUACGAUUGGAGAAAAUUUGUGCCACUUUGGGAAUUCUGCCUGUGAUUGGGUAAAUCAGCGAAGGGGCGGAGCCUUGGGGCUGAAUAAUAAGGGAUGAGUGUCAUUUCCCUUCUGACACAGAGCAAAGUCGCCCCCAGGUUGCUGUUGCCGGUGUCUUCUCCGGCUCCUCCCGAGCUCCCUACAGGCCACCCAGUCGGGCCCCCCACCUGGGCCCAUGCCAGCCGGUGCCCAGUGACCUCUGACCCCUGGCGUGAUUCUGGGCUUUGGUGAGAGCCAGUCCCCGGCCAUGGAGCUAGGCAGCUGCUUUAAGACCUACGAGGACUUCAAGGAGUGUUUCAGCGCCUACAAAAAGGAGACCAGGUGCUCCUUCAUUGUCAGGGACUGCAUCUCCGUCCGCUUCCACAACCUCAACCACGGCACCUCCUUCCGCGAGGAUAUCCUAUAUGUGCAGGUGAAAUUUGUCUGUAUUCGGACGCAGUCAAACAGGAAGAGAAUGCGGAAGGUGGACAGGUGUCCAGCAUACUUGCUCCUGCAGUACAACGAGAACCUAGAUAGACUGUUUAUCAGCGAGAUGAAUACCCAGCACAUACAUGUUGACUCUAACACUGCUGGAGGAGCCCCUGCUAGCAAACUUGAGAAGGCAGUGUGUCUGCAUAAACUGCAGCCGUUGCAGCUCAGCAUCAAGAGAGACCUUGAUGCAGCAGAGACACUCCCAGUAGAACCACCAUCUCUCUGCCUAGAUAAGACGCACCUGCCCUCAGACCCAAAGCAGGGGGCCAUCAGCCCUUCUGAUCUGGCCAAGAUAGCAAAAGUGAUGAAAAACUUCCUUUCAGUAGAUGAGGGCUCCAUGGCUUCCUUCAGCGUGGGUACCAGUCAAGACCUGGACCGGCUCAGCUUCCAGAGCAGCAAGAUGAGUGACCUGUUCACCCGAUUCCCUGAGAAUCUCUUGCUGCACCGUGUGGAGAAUAGCCAGGGCCAUAUUCUGUAUGCUUUCUUGGUGGAAAACAAGGAGCGUGAGAGUCGAGUGGUACAUUUCGCUGUGCUCAAGGCUGAGACAGCCCCCUCUGUGGCCAAGAUGCUUAAUAUCUUUACAGAAUUCAACUCUGAUUGGCCCAAGGUCAAGGUGGUCUUUGUGGACCCUUCAUUCCCUUACCGAGCUAUUCUUCAGGAGGUCUUCCCCGCUGCCCGCAUCCUCCUUUCCAUCUAUCAUACCACCCGACUCCUAGAGAAGAAGUUACAUCAAAGCUCUGCAAACGCAUCCUUUAAGAGGCUCAUGAAGGAAGCCCUGCGGGAGGCCGUGUUUGUCUCUUCCGAUGCAAGCCUGAAGAACCUCUGUCAGAUGUCCCAAGCCCUGCUGGAUGAGGAACUCUUCAUGUUCCUCCAGGCCCAUUGGUUCUCCUGUGAACUGCUCUGGUACAUGCAUGUGAGGAAGGGCCUGCAUGCAUGUAACACCUACAUGGACAGCUUGGACAUAGUCACCAGCAAGGUGUCGAGCCUCUUUCGGGAGCAGAGGUCCCUCCUGGACUGCAUCCUUCACUUUGUGGAUUACAUAGACUUCUUUAAUACCAAAGGUCUGAAGAGCUUGCCCACCAAUUCUCCCAAGUUAAAAAGAACUCAGCUCCCCAGCACGCCCCCAAGGCCCAAGAAGCCUUUUAGAGUUUGUGCGGGGAAUGUCACCAGGCUCCCUGUGGAAGAGACAAAGCCAGAUUCCCAGCAGUCUCAAUCACUACAACCCCAGGAUCAAUCCUGCAAAGGUGGCAUGCUGGACAUUUUGCACCAAAGUGGCUCUGAACUAGCCUACAAGCUGUGCUCUAAUGAGUGGGAGGUGGUGCAGAACUCCACCCACCUGGUGGACGUGGCUGGCUCCUCUGUAGCUGUCAAGCUGCUGGAAGACUCACACCAGGUGAGCAAAGACGGCUGCAGCUGCAGCUGCUCCUUCCAGCAGUGCUACCAUCUGCCCUGCCGGCACAUUUUGGCCCUGUUGCACACCAGCCAGCAGCCGGUAGGGGAAGCCAUGGUGUGCUGCCGAUGGCAGAAGAAGUACCAGCACCUCCUGGGACCCAAUGGGGAGCUCCAGGACCGCGCCGUAAUCCCACGCACAGAGCAGCCGGAAACGCAAGGUCACAACCACAGGAUUCAGGACCUGAGCAGGGAGCUGGCAAACCUGCUGAUGCAGACUGAGGGGCCGGAGCUGGAGGAGCGCUGUUCCACCCUGCGCAAGAUUGUGGACAUCUGGGCUGACCCCUAUCAGCUACCCGAGGCCAGUCAGCAGCCAGUUGACUUCAAAGAUGUGGGGUGCCUCCCUUUUCUCUGGGGAAAGCUGGAGGAAGGGGACAGCCUUCCUCUUGCUGAAGCCAUGGUUCAGGAUUGAAGUGUUUGUACUAGUGCACUGCGUCUCCAAACCUUGGAAGUUUGAGGGUUCAAAGUGGGCGGGUCACACUGUAGGUCAGUAUUUUAAUCAAGUGUCUUCCCAGGUAAGGGCUAAGAAGAUCUUAAAGUGGAGGGAUAGGGACACCUCUGUGACAGUCCUUUGACCUGCCCCUUUUCAGCCUUACCUUUGACAUUCUAUACACAGCUCAUUCAUUGUUCAAAGCCAAAGUUAUUCCAUACUGAAAGGUCAUGCCCCUUCCUCCCCAGCCCCAGAGGUCAAAUUGCUUCGACCCUACAGAGAUGAACCCUUGCCCAGGAUAGGAUAAAACACAGUGAGCUUUGUUUUCUGAGACGGAGGGAGGAGGGUGGCCCUUGACUGUCGCUGCUCUUCAGAAAAUACCUGUGAUGUAUUUUUAUUCACAUUAAUAAAGUGACUUUGUUUUUGUUUCA